Phoenix dactylifera (date palm) is the source of this 2287-nucleotide messenger RNA. Its product is annotated as cation/calcium exchanger 1-like. Gene Ontology annotation, biological process: monoatomic cation transport; transmembrane transport. NCBI's taxonomy places the organism in Eukaryota, Viridiplantae, Streptophyta, Magnoliopsida, Arecales, Arecaceae. The record is from RefSeq and is a predicted model, not a curated record. Gene Ontology annotation, cellular component: membrane. Gene Ontology annotation, molecular function: monoatomic cation transmembrane transporter activity.
GCUCCUUUCAGCUUCCUGUCUCUCUGCCACCCUUUUCCCCAAUCCUGAGGCCCAAGCGGCGGGACCUCCAACCUUUACCCUCAGCUCCCCAUAGAUGCGAGUCUUUCCAUUUCCCACUCCCUGAGUCCCUCUCCCGCAUCUAAAAGCCUUUACCAAUUGCUAGUAGAUGCGAGUCUCUCCUUCUGCCCAAAGUCUUGGCUUCCCCUUCGAACCCUCCUCCACCCACAGCAUCUCUCCACGCCUCCUCCCACCCGUUCCUCAGUAAUUCCCUUCGAUUUCUUCUUUUGAAUGGCUUUCGCCCGCACCCACCAUGAACCCAAUGGCCCCCUCCUGUCGAACCUUUCCUUACUCCUGUUAUCCUUCCCCCCCCCGGCCCAUCCCUAUACCCCGCAGGAUGCCUGCCAAGGCCUGGAGGACCUCGAAGACCACCAGGCCAGGUGCUCGUAUCUCCAUACCCACCCCCCAUGCUCGCCUCGGGGCUGCAUAGACUAUCUCCGCGUCUUCUACUGCAUUCUCGCGGAGUACCCUCUUCUGGGCUAUCUUCUCCUCUUCCUCUGGCUUCUGCUGCUGUUCUAUCUCCUGGGAAGCACCGCUUCCCGCUACUUCUGCUCCUCCCUGGAGAGCCUCUCCAGACUCCUGCGGCUGCCGCCCACCAUAGCAGGGGUCACUCUCCUACCGCUGGGCAAUGGCGCCGCCGACGUCUUCGCCAUCUUCGUCUCCUUCGCCGGGUCCGGCAUCAGCGAUGUUGGCCUCAGCAGCGUGCUCGGCAGCGCAUUCUUCGUCUCCAGCGUGGUGGUGGGAAUCAUCAGCAUCGGCGUUGCCUCGCGGGCCGUCGUCAUCGACCGGUCGAGCUUCGUAAGGGAUCUCUGCUUCUUGGCGGCCGCGCUUUGUUCCCUUCUCGCUUUUCUGAUCGCUGGGAGGAUUCGGGUAUGGUGCUCGAUAUGCUUCGUUUCUCUCUAUAUUGUCUACAUUGUUACAGUGUGGAUUGGGCUCUGCUGCGGCGAAAAUUCCGCAGAGCUGGCGAUGCCGCUUCUAGAUAGCAUCCAAGUCGUACAAGUUCCCAUCGACAACAACGCGAAAGAAACCAGCGAGCACGACCAAGUCGAUGAUGACAAGUCUUGCCGUUCCAAGCUCAAGCCAUCGGUUCCAUGCUGCAUUCAUGGGUUGAUUUAUCUCGUACAGAUGCCUCUCCAUCUUCCAAGGAGGUUGACGAUACCCGACGUUUCGGAGGAGAGGUGGUCGAAGCCGUUCGCAGUCUCUGCGGCCAUCUUCGCGCCGCUUCUCUUAGCUACUCUCUGGAAUUCUCAGAGAGAGGAGAUGGGCUCGGAUGAGUGGCUAACGGUCUAUCUUUCUGGCGGCCUGGUGGGGAUCGUUCUGGGGAUCAUUGCAGCGGAGACCACUGAGAAACACAGCCCUCCUAAAAGGUGUCUGUUCUCUUGGCUUGCAGGUGGUUUUUUGAUGAGUGUGAUCUGGGCUUACAUGAUAGCUAGAGAACUGGUUGCUCUGCUGGUUUCCAUUGGUUGCAUACUCGGGAUAAGGCCUCUGGUUCUGGGGCUCACUGUCCUGGCCUGGGGCAACUCGCUGGGGGACCUGAUGGCCAAUGUUGCGAUAGCUGCGAACGGUGGGAGCGAUGGAGUCCAGAUUGCCUUCUCCGGGUGCUAUGCGGGGCCUCUCUUCAACAUAGUGUUUGGCUUGGGUCUGUCCCUUGUGCUGGCAUCGUGGGCCUCACAUCCGUCUCCUUUUGUCAUCCCUCAGGACCCAUCUCUCUUUGAGACGAUGGGGUUUCUUGUAGGUGCCCUGCUCUGGGCCCUUGCGAUGCUGCCAAGGAGAGGGAUGAAGCUGGAUAGGGUGUUUGGCGCUGGGCUGCUGGCCAUCUACUUGUGCUUUCUGUGCUUGAGGCUUUCCGAGAGCCUUGGACUGUUGCAGCUUCGAAGCCUUCUCCUCCAUCUAUAGAUAUUGACGUUCCUCGAUGUUCAUGUGUUUUUUAGUACUCCUGUCUGGGGCCCGUGCUAUGUUGUCCUACGCUGCCACUUGUAAUUUGCUCGGUUGGGUCAUAGGUUUUUUCUCUGUAAAAUAAUAUUAUUCUCUCUAAAUGUAACUUUGUGAUUUACGGGGACUUGAUUUAGUACAUAGACCCACAAGGAAAAGGCUGCUUGUAUGAGGCUUUUCUGGGCUGUAAUUGGCACAUGUCUUGUCAUUCUUAGUCUCUUGGGUCUUGUAGUAUGGAUAUGAAAACAUGGAGAAGGAUUCAUGCCGGUCUUCGGAAAUCACAGUAUUGGUUUAGUUU